Molecule: messenger RNA, 2346 nt
Organism: Chaetomium globosum CBS 148.51
Lineage: Eukaryota; Fungi; Ascomycota; Sordariomycetes; Sordariales; Chaetomiaceae
Exons: 4
Coding region: 1-2346 (781 amino acids)
Biological process (GO): protein deubiquitination
Molecular function (GO): protein binding; cysteine-type deubiquitinase activity; zinc ion binding
Source: RefSeq, a predicted model, not a curated record
AUGGCUUGUCCACAUAUUGGAACAGCCUACCUGUCUAAGCCGACAGUAGCUGAUUCGGUGUACCGCGAGGAUUGCACCCAGUGUUUCGACUCCAUUGAUGACGCCGCCGGCCUCGAUGUCUGCCUCAAGUGCUUCAACGGCGGCUGUGCCGGCGACCGGCACCACGCAAAGUUGCACAGCGAUGCCAGAAAACAUCCCCUAGUCCUCAACAUCCGUCGCACCCGGAAACAAAUUGUCCGCGACGAGCCACCAGCAAAGAUGUCGAAGCUCGCCAUCGCCGCCGAGACCGAAGCCGACCGUUACGAUACAGCGCUGACCGUCAAGUGCCUCGAAUGCGGAAUCGAUGACAUAGACAAGAGCGAGCCCACGAUUGCCGCAACUGUCGAAGCGAUCAUGAAAGCAAACACAUUUUCCCGGAAAGAGGAGGUCAAGGCAUGGGAACAAGAGCUUACAAGCUGUGAACACAUCUUGAUGCUCCAGCAGGAUCCGCCGCGGCAGAUCGAGUCGCAAGAUCUGGGCCACUGCUCCAACUGCGACUUGAAGGAGAACCUGUGGCUCUGCUUGCAGUGCGGCAACCUCGGUUGCGGACGGGCGCAAUUUGGCGGCGUGGGCGGCAACUCCCAUGCCCUUGCGCAUUCCCAAGAAUCUGCCCAUGGUGUUGCGGUCAAGCUGGGGUCAAUCACGCCCGAAGGGACCGCGGAUGUGUACUGUUACACCUGCGACGAUGAAAGGGUCGAUGAGAAUCUCGGAGCGCACCUGGCAAACUGGGGUAUUAUUCUCGCGGAGCGACAGAAAACGGAAAAGAGCUUGACGGAGAUGCAGAUUGAGCAGAACCUGCGGUGGGAGUUUUCCAUGACGACGGACGACGGGAAAGAGCUCACGCCACUAUUUGGUCCGGGCCUCACGGGACUGAAGAACCUCGGGAACAGCUGCUAUCUGGCCAGUAUUCUACAAUGUCUCUUCGAUAUGCCGUCCUUCCAGCAACGCUAUGGGAGCGGGGUUGAGUCCCCCCCUGACACAUCGGACCCGGCUCAGGACCUGGAGACCCAGCUGCGCAAGAUCGGGGACGGUUUGUUGUCCGGCAGGUACUCCAAGCCAGAUUCGGACGUGACUGUUUCGGAACUCACUCCUGAAGUUCCUCAUCAGAAGGGCCUUCAGCCCUCCAUGUUCAAGCACCUUAUGGGCCGCGGCCACGAGGAGUUCUCGACUAUGCGCCAACAAGAUGCGUUUGAGCUCCUGCAGCAUCUCGUAAAGCUCAUCACCAGGUCUCAGCACCCUGCCGGACUCGGCGACCCAACCCAGGCCAUGCGUUUUGUGAUGGAACAGCGAUUGCAAUGCCUGGGGUGUAAAAAGGUGCGCUACAGUACCACAGAGCAGGACAGCAUAUUUAUCGACGUGCCGCUCGAGAAACUGCCUGCCGAGAACGGCCAGGAGGCCAAGUACAAGCCCGUCGACCUAAAAGAAUGCCUCGACAACCUAACCGCGUCCGAGAUCGUGGAGCUGACCUGCUCGUCAUGCGGCAGCAAAGACGGCUUCACCAAACGGCAGCUCUUCAAGACGUUCCCUGAGGUAUUGGUCGUGAACGCGCGCAAGAUGGCUGUUGUGAACUGGGUGCCUGUCAAGGUCGACGUUCCGGUCCUCGUCGGGGAUGAACCGUUCGCUCUGGAUUCGUAUCUCUCCAAGGGCCAGCUACCCGACGAGGAGGCGCUGCCGGAGGAGGCGGCGGCGAGCAACAUGCCGACGUUCGUGCCGAACCCGGAAGCAUUUGCCAUGCUGGAAGCAAUGGGCUUCCCCAAGGUCCGUUGCGAGAAGGCGCUACAUGCCACCGGGAACAGCGAUGCGAACGCGGCCAUGGAAUGGCUGUUCACGCACAUGGACGAUCCGGAUAUUGACGCACCUCUCGACCUGGGCGGUGGCAGCGGCGCCUUCACGGCUGACCCAGAGCACCUUGCAAUGCUAGAGUCAAUGGGUCUGGGUGGGCCACGGGCAACUAAGGCACUCAAGGAGACAAACGGCGACGUUGAGCGGGCGAUUGAGUGGUUGUUCAGCCACCCCGACGACCAGGGCGAGGCUGACGUAGCUGCCAAGGCCGCCGACACCGGCGGGGGCGCGAACAAGGGUGGCCCGGAAGCAGGGAGCAGCGUGCUGCCGGCCAACUUCCAGCUGCAGUCGAUUGCAUGUCACAAGGGCACUAGCAUCCAUACUGGGCACUACGUUGCGUUCAUCCGCAAGAAGCUGGGCGAUGAGACGUCGUGGGUCCUAUUUAACGACGAGAAGGUGGUUAAGGUGGUAGACGUGGAGGAGAUGAAGAAGUUUGCAUAUGUGUACUUCUUCCGGCGGGUUUAG